Messenger RNA from Hydatigera taeniaeformis, 894 nucleotides. Lineage: Eukaryota; Metazoa; Platyhelminthes; Cestoda; Cyclophyllidea; Taeniidae. The record is from the annotation of a GenBank genome assembly.
AUGGCGGACGAGGAUACAGCGGCGUUGGUGAUAGACAAUGGCUCGGGUAUGUGUAAAGCCGGUUUUGCUGGUGAUGAUGCGCCUCGUGCUGUCUUCCCCUCCAUUGUGGGUCGUCCAAGGCAUCAGGUUAGUUGGGUGGUGUCGGUUUCAUCACCUCAGCACGAUCGUAUUGAGUGGUCGGUGCUGUCGCUCUACGCCUCUGGUCGUACGACUGGUGUGGUUUUGGACUCCGGUGACGGUGUCACUCACACCGUGCCCAUCUACGAGGGCUACGCUCUGCCCCACGCCAUUCUGCGUCUCGAUUUGGCAGGUCGUGAUUUAACUGAUCAUCUUGUCAAAAUUAUGACUGAACGAGGCUACAAUUUUACUACCACAGCUGAACGGGAAAUAGCUCGUGAUAUUAAAGAGAAGUUGUGCUAUGUGGCGUUGGAUUUUGAGCAAGAAAUGAUGACAUCCACUUCCAGUGCCAUUUUAGAGCGCUCCUACGAGUUGCCUGACGGUCAGUUGAUUACCAUUGGAAAUGAGCGUUUUCGGUGUCCUGAGGCGCUCUUUCAACCCGGUUUUCUGGGUCUGGAGGCCACUGGAAUUCACGAGACCACCUACAACUCCAUCAUGAAGUGUGAUGUGGACAUUCGCAAAGACCUCUACUCCAACACGGUGCUCUCUGGUGGUUCCACUAUGUUUCAAGGCAUUGCUGAACGUAUGCAACGCGAAAUCUCCUCACUGGCUCCAACCACAGUGAAGAUUCGCAUUGCUGCACCACCGGAACGCAAAUACUCCGUGUGGAUCGGUGGAUCCAUUCUCGCCUCCCUCUCCACCUUUCAACAAAUGUGGAUUUCAAAGAUGGAAUAUGAGGAAAUUGGUCCUAGCAUUGUACACCGAAAAUGCUUUUAA